AUGGGGCUCCUGUGUGUUAUCRGUACACAGGGUGCCCAAGAGCAAAUUUUAAGUAAAUCCAAUAUGGCGACGGUGAGGUCCAAGGUUUUGAAUUUGUAUCGUCAAGUCUUGAGGGAAGGUUUAAAGUUUAGCAGUUACAAUUACAGAGAAUAUGCAAUUAGAAAAGCAAAAGAUGAAUUCCGAGCUCAUAAGAACAUUACAGAUUCAGAACACAUUAAACAACUUAUACAGCAAGCAGAACAAAACCUUCACAUUAUUAGACGUCAAACAUUGCUGAAUAAUAUGUACAGACAUGAAAAGCUUGUCAUUGAGAAGCAGUAACURCAAUGUCAUUAGUAUUGUUAGUAUUUUAAUGUAUAUGCUUCCCAGUUGUAAAUAAAGACACUGAUAACAAGG
Messenger RNA from Exaiptasia diaphana, 396 nucleotides. RefSeq names its product LYR motif-containing protein 4. The transcript is spliced from 3 exons. The record is from RefSeq and is a predicted model, not a curated record. Lineage: Eukaryota; Metazoa; Cnidaria; Anthozoa; Actiniaria; Aiptasiidae. Bases 1 to 321 code for a protein of 106 amino acids. Gene Ontology annotation, cellular component: L-cysteine desulfurase complex; mitochondrion. Gene Ontology annotation, biological process: iron-sulfur cluster assembly.